UGCACUUUGAGCUCCGGGAUUCCCAAGUGCACAAGCUCACCAACAUUCAAACUCCGCGCUACGACCAAUCCUUUUUCGCGGGGUGACUCUCGACCUCUCAGAAUGUGGAAACCAACAGUCCUGCUCGCUGCUGCCCUGGCGGUUCCGGCACAAGCACUUCACUUCUUCCUGGACGGCGCAGUCCAAAAGUGCUUCUACGAGGAAUUGCCAAAGGAUACACUGGUUGUUGGCCACUACCACGCCGAGCCCUGGGACGACGCGACCAAGUCCUACCUGCCCAAAUCCGAGGUCGGCGUCUUCGUAACCGUUGAGGAAACAUUCGACGACAACCACCGCAUCGUGGCCCAAAGAGGUUCUGCCGAAGGCCGCUUUACUUUCAGCGCCGCCGACAGUGGACAGCACAGGAUCUGCGUCAUUCCUCAGAAUGUCCAGGGCGGAGGCGGCUGGUUGAACCAAGGUAUCCACGGUACCGUCAGGUUUACCCUCGACAUGGCGAUUGGAGAGACGAGCAGAAUCGAGAGCACGGACAAGGACAAGGUCGAGACGCUGGUACAGAAGGUCAGGGACUUGAACUCGCGACUACUGGACGUUAGGCGAGAACAGGUCUUCCAGAGAGAGCGUGAGGCCGAAUUCCGCGACCAGUCCGAACACACAAACUCGCGCGUCGUCCGCUGGUCAAUUAUCCAGCUCGUCGUUCUCGGUGUCACUUGUGUCUGGCAAUUAUCGCAUCUGCGCUCCUUCUUCAUCAAGCAGAAGCUUACCUAGAAUCCUCGCACGAAGAGACACCCCUUCAUGCGCAUAUCUAAAGAAGCGAUACGGGGCAGGCUAGCGUAGGGGCAUAUUCCAAAGCAAAAUUCAUGCGAAUACCGAGGGAGGUUCGGUAACACGUGACUUGUAUUGUACGGCGGGCGGAGGAAUACAUGGCGUUGAAGAAUUGAUAUUGCUGGGUGUUUAACGUUGG
This is a messenger RNA of Bipolaris sorokiniana ND90Pr, 961 nucleotides long. RefSeq lists its product as uncharacterized. NCBI's taxonomy places the organism in Eukaryota, Fungi, Ascomycota, Dothideomycetes, Pleosporales, Pleosporaceae. The record is from RefSeq and is a predicted model, not a curated record. Gene Ontology annotation, biological process: endoplasmic reticulum to Golgi vesicle-mediated transport; Golgi organization; intracellular protein transport. The coding region runs from base 103 to 765 and encodes 220 amino acids. The transcript is spliced from 3 exons. Gene Ontology annotation, cellular component: COPII-coated ER to Golgi transport vesicle; Golgi apparatus; endoplasmic reticulum-Golgi intermediate compartment.